GGGAAGCUGGGUCUGUUUACGUGAAUUGUGCAGUACAAAAAAGUACUGCCCAGCUUUGCACCAUCAAACAUUAGCGGACAGUCCUCAGGGUAAAAAGCACAGCCAAGAACUAUGUAAACUCCGUUGAAGGAAGAAAAGGCAGCGUAUUAUUUUGGACAGACUGCAUAUCCUUCGAGCGGCAAACACAUCAUCUGCAGAGCAUGAACUCAAAUACUGAAGACCUGGAUGUGAUCUUGGAAUUUUUAGAAGAACAGCAGCACCUUUUUGCGUGCUGUCAGGGCCAUGACUUCAGACCAGAUUAUUUAAACCCAAAUGUGUCACCACCAGACCAGAAAUUUAAUGCACACGUUGAUGGAUUUCUUCCAGUAAACAACUAUGGAGCUGAAAGGUAUGGGAACAGCAAGUUGACUAGUCCAAAGUAUACACAGAUCCCUGCCUCAUAUCCAAACGUCCUAAUCAAAGAUGAGCCUUCGGACUGCAGAAAGUUCUACCACAACAGAAAAGAAAGCAAAAGAAAGAAGAUGCGCCUGUUCCAAUUUGUUUUCGAGAUGUUGGAGAAUCCCAACAUGAGACACUGUAUCUACUGGGUGCAGCCUUCAACGGGAGUCUUCCAGUUUUCUUCAAAAAAUAAAGAAGAAUUGGCCAAAAUGUGGGGACUCAGAAAAGGCAACAGAAAAGUUAUGACAUACCAGAAAAUGGCACGGGCACUUAGGAACUAUUCCAGAACAGGGGAAAUCAAAAAAGUGAAAAGGAAAUUGACCUAUCAAUUUGGUGACCAUGUUCUGAAAUCUCUUGGGGAGGCAUUACAGACCUACAGCUAUGAGUAAAAUAAAAAUAUGAGUACAGCUUUGUAUUUCAUGGUUUCUUAUUAAAUUAAUGUGACAAAAUACAUAAUGUACAAUAAAUAAAGAAAACAGUGAUUUUGUGGCUUUAAAUAAAAAGCUGUUAAAUAA
Molecule: messenger RNA, 953 nt
Organism: Protopterus annectens (West African lungfish)
Lineage: Eukaryota; Metazoa; Chordata; Ceratodontiformes; Protopteridae
Product: transcription factor Spi-B-like
Exons: 6
Coding region: 201-827 (208 amino acids)
Biological process (GO): regulation of transcription by RNA polymerase II; cell differentiation
Cellular component (GO): nucleus
Molecular function (GO): DNA-binding transcription factor activity, RNA polymerase II-specific; sequence-specific DNA binding
Source: RefSeq, a predicted model, not a curated record